Molecule: messenger RNA, 1578 nt
Organism: Serinus canaria (Common canary)
Lineage: Eukaryota; Metazoa; Chordata; Aves; Passeriformes; Fringillidae
Gene: CCNI2
Product: cyclin I family member 2
Exons: 10
Biological process (GO): regulation of cyclin-dependent protein serine/threonine kinase activity; mitotic cell cycle phase transition
Cellular component (GO): cyclin-dependent protein kinase holoenzyme complex; cytoplasm; nucleus
Molecular function (GO): cyclin-dependent protein serine/threonine kinase regulator activity
Source: RefSeq, a predicted model, not a curated record
AUGGCGGCCGCGGCAGCCCGGGCCAAGCGGCGGCACAGCGGAACAAUAACAGCACCGCGCCUGCGCCCGCCCCGCCCCGCGGCCAGCCCCCGCGCGCUGCGGCGGCCGCGCGACCAACGGCGGCCGGGGGAAGGCGGGGCCGAGGGGAGUCCAACCAAUGGCGGCGGCCGAGCAGCGGCGGGGGGCGGGGCGCCGCGUCGAAUUUCAUCCGGACCCCGGGAGCGCUUUGCCCGGCACAAUGAUCUCUGGACAGGUAGGACAGACGCCCACGGGCUGAGGCAGCGCUCACCUGGGCGGUGCCACACGGACCCCGGGGACGCGCGGGGUGUUCGAGCCGAGCCGUGCCCCGGGGUUCGGCCUCCGAAGCUCCGGGCAGAGGCGCCCAGCAGCUGGGGCUGCUCCCCCGCAGGAUCGCCCCCGCUCUCCGCCGCCCUCGCUGCAGCAGCCGCGGCACCGGCCCCGUCGCGGAGCCGCGCAGAGCUCCCGUGCCCGGUACCCGCUGCCGUGAAGUGUCCUGGACAUAUAGAGAGCUCAUGACUUACCUUUUUUUUUCUGGAAAAUGCCUUAGCCAGAGAGGCCAGGAUUUGAAAAGUGCCAGUUUUCCAGAAUCCCACCAUGAAGGGCACAGAUAUCUCUCUGUCAGGUUACAAAAAAGUAGUUCUCUGGAUUGCAGAAAUCAGCUCCCAGUUCCAGUUUUACCCAUAAAUGUUUGUCUGAGCCACCAGCAUCUUCAACAGGCUGCUGGCAUCAGUAAAGGCCCAAUUAAAAUAUCUGCAGUGCAUUGCAAUUUCCUGCCUCCUCCUUGCAGCAGAAACCAAUGAAGAUGACUACAAAGACCAAGCUGUCUCAAUGACCGCAGGAAACAAGACAACCACAGCAGGCCUUGUAAAACAGGUAAUACCAUCAGUGCAGACGCUAGCAGUGCAGAGCAGAUGUAAACACUCUCCAGCCGAGAUCUUGAGAAUGGAAAGAAUUAUACUGGAUAAGCUUCAGUGGGAUCUUUACACAGAAACACCAAUGGAUUUCUUAAACAUUUUCCAUGCCAUGGUGAUGUCCAGCUGGCCCCAUCUCCCACCCAGACUGCCUCAGAGGAAUCCUUCCCUCCACGUUGCACUCUUGACCAAGCAGCUGCAGCACUGUAUAGCCUGCCACCAACUUGUGCAGUUUAAGGGCUCCACGUUGGUUUUGGUGAUCAUCACCUUGGAGCUGGAGAGGCAGACCGCUGGUUGGUUUCCUGUUAUUACUGAUCUGCUAAAAAGAGCACAGGUGAACAGCACUGAAUUCAUGCACUGCAAAGAGCUUGUGGAUUUAGAGUUAAUGUGCUUGCAGGCACCCAAUGCUGUUAAUGUUUUCUACCCCAUCAGCCAAGCUGUGCAGGGCCAUCCCAAGGCAAGGCUUCCCUGCCAGCCCCCUUCGGAAUGGCAGAGUUCCCAACAAGGGAGGCUGAGGGCUGCUGUAAGCCAGCCUAUUUCAGCACCUUUCACACCUACUACAGCCCAAAUUCCUGAUCACACCACUGAAACUGAAGAAUGCUGAGAUGGAUUCAGACACCUGCACUGUGAGGAUGGGGAGCUGUGA